This is a messenger RNA of Nothoprocta perdicaria, 990 nucleotides long. It is a transcript of the gene ARTN, whose product is annotated as artemin. The transcript is spliced from 4 exons. Gene Ontology annotation, molecular function: receptor tyrosine kinase binding; glial cell-derived neurotrophic factor receptor binding; growth factor activity. NCBI's taxonomy places the organism in Eukaryota, Metazoa, Chordata, Aves, Tinamiformes, Tinamidae. The coding region runs from base 1 to 990 and encodes 329 amino acids. The record is from RefSeq and is a predicted model, not a curated record.
AUGGCCUGGGCCAGCCCCGUCUGUGGCCCGUACCCCAUCCUGGCCCUYGGGAGGGCUGUGCAGGGCGGAGAGCGGAGCCUGGGAUCAGGGCACGGCCAGGACGGCCGUGGGAAGUUCAAGUUAGCACCUGGCAUCCCGGCCGCUGGCAGGAGGAGGCGGCCGUGUCCCCGCACCAGGCGAAGCCGCCGGGGUCCCGGGGAGGGCUGUGCGGGGCGGUGGGGCRCACACGGGGCUCGGGGCGUCGCGCUGCGGGGCGCGUGGCCGGUGCUGACCUGUGCCCUUGUGCUUGCAGGCAGCAUGGAGCAGCGAGCGGGGCCACCGGAGCCCAGACCUGCAGGACCCGCCACCCACCCGCGGCCCAAGGAGGCCACGUGCUGGGGUGUCCUGGCCAUCCUCUCGCUGCUGGCCGGGCUGGCCGYGGGCGCCCUGCAGUCCCGGCACUGCAACAGGAGCCUGGAGGCGGCGCCCACGCCGGGCGGCACCGUCCCCACGAGCCCCAGCGCCGAGGACGGCGUGGAGAUGCCCCCGGGCGCUGCCUGGAGCCCGCUGCACGGGGACAACGUGACGAUGGGCGGCCCGGGCGAGGCGGAGCUGCCCGACGACCUGCUGCUGCGGGCCGAGCGCUCGCCGCCGGGCGCCGGCAAGGCCAAGAAGGCGGCGCGGAAGCCGGCGCGGGGCGCCCGCGGGCGCAACUGCCACAUCCGCAACCUCAUGGUGAAGGUGCGCGACCUGGGCCUGGGCUUCAACUCGGACGAGAUCGUGCUCUUCAAGUACUGCAGCGGCUCGUGCCACCGCGCCCGCAGCAACUACGACCUGACGCUGGGCACCCUGCUGCGGCAGCAGCUCAUCGCGCCGGGGCCGCAGGAGCGGGUGCUCAGCCACCCGUGCUGCCGGCCCACGCGCUACGAGGCCGUGUCCUUCAUGGACGUGCAGAACACGUGGCAGACGGUGGAGAAGCUCUCGGCGGCCGAGUGCAGCUGCAUCGGCUGA